Messenger RNA from Pyrgilauda ruficollis (rufous-necked snowfinch), 1935 nucleotides. RefSeq names its product metallophosphoesterase domain containing 1 (gene MPPED1). Lineage: Eukaryota; Metazoa; Chordata; Aves; Passeriformes; Passeridae. Gene Ontology annotation, molecular function: hydrolase activity. The record is from RefSeq and is a predicted model, not a curated record. The transcript is spliced from 8 exons. Bases 622 to 1605 code for a protein of 327 amino acids.
AGGGCUUUUCUGAGGAUCGGGAGAGAGGCGGAGGGAGAGGCGCCGCGAGCCUCGCAGCAUCCCGUGCCCCGGCCCCGCGGCGCUGCUGCCGCCGGCCGUGCGGAGCGGGCUGCGGAGCAAGGUAAGGGCUGGCAGCGCGCUCCGGGGACCUGCCUGUCACUCGGGGGCUGCUCUCCCCGGCCGUGCGAGCGCUCGGUGGCGAGGGCAGAGCGGCCGCUGCCCCGCCGUGCUCCACCGCCGCCCAGCCGCGAAGUUACUUUGUUCGCAGAGUUGCUGCGGAGGCCGGGCUGGGACCCCCGGGCGCCCCGGCCGGUUGUCCCUCGCAUCGCCCACGCCGUGCUCAGCGUCACCAGCGAACACCGCGAAGGAAAAGCCGUGCGCGCCUUCCCCGAUAGUUUCCUCUCGCACAGCCGGGGGAAGGGGUGAUGGAAGAGGAAGAACUUCCCUUUGUCGUAGGAGAGGAUUGAGUGACCUCCGAAGUUUUGUUCCGGGAGGAAACCGCUUGAAUAAGUGUUUGGAAGGGGAGUGUGCUGGCCGGGCCGGGUGCUGUCUUGGUGCUGGCCCUCGCAGCAGGGAGGUGGCAGAGAUGGUGGCCUGAGGGCACCAGCCCCACGCGCAGACAUGGCCUUCGCCCAGUCCCACAUCAUGGCAGCCAGGAGGCACCAGCACAGCCGGCUCAUCAUCGAGGUGGAUGAGUACAGCUCCAACCCCACACAGGCUUUCACGUUCUACAACAUUAACCAGGGACGAUUCCAGCCCCCACAUGUGCAAAUGGUUGAUCCGGUGCCCCAUGAUGCUCCGAAGCCUCCAGGAUAUACACGAUUUGUCUGUAUUUCUGAUACUCACUCAAGAACUGAUCCCAUCCAAAUGCCAUAUGGAGAUGUGUUAAUACAUGCUGGUGAUUUUACUGAGCUGGGACUUCCUAGUGAAGUAAAAAAAUUCAACGAGUGGCUAGGUAGCCUGCCCUAUGAAUACAAGAUUGUGAUAGCAGGAAAUCAUGAAUUGACCUUUGACCAGGAAUUCAUGGCUGACUUAAUCAAGCAGGACUUUUACUAUUUCCCUUCUGUUUCUAAGCUGAAGCCAGAGAGCUAUGAAAAUGUACAGUCUCUUCUAACAAACUGCAUCUAUCUUCAAGACUCUGAAGUGACGGUGAGGGGAUUCAGAAUAUAUGGCUCCCCUUGGAGAAAAAUGACAGCUGUUGUGGAGAAAAGACUGGAGCAAGUUGCAUGUGUUUGUGAACAUUUGAAAUUUAUUUGGCAACCUUGGUUUUAUGGCUGGGGCUUUAAUCUUCCACGAGGCCAAGCACUAUUAGAGAAAUGGAACCUUAUUCCAGAUGGAAUAGAUAUUCUUAUAACACAUGGACCACCUCUCGGUUUUCUAGACUGGGUUCCUAAGAAAAUGCAACGAGUAGGAUGUGUUGAGCUGCUGAACACAGUCCAGAGACGAAUACAGCCAAGACUUCAUGUUUUUGGACAUAUCCAUGAAGGUUAUGGUGUGAUGGCUGAUGGAACCACCACUUAUGUGAAUGCAUCUGUGUGCACUGUGAAUUACCAGCCACUUAAUCCGCCUAUAGUUAUUGACUUACCUACUCCAAGGAACACAUGAUUAUAAUGAGGAUUUAAAGUUGUACCCAACACAUAAGCAACUUUAUAUUGCUGGCUGAGAAUCCCAGUAGGGAACCAUUCAACAAAAAAAGCAAAAUUCUUCUUUUUUUCCCUGCUAGCUCUUAACAGAUAAAUUUAGAAUAACAAAAGUGGACAAGGAACGAAGACAUUUUGAUGCCAGAACCAGAUUAAAGACUAACAUUUCACCAUUAAAAUGUUUGUGAACACAGAAAAGUGAAUGCAUUCCAUAUAUAUAUAUAUAUAUAUAAUAUAUAUAUAUACACACAUAUAUACAUAUAUAUAUAUAUAUAUUUAUCUCUAGUAGGGGCCU